Schistosoma haematobium is the source of this 8576-nucleotide messenger RNA. Its product is annotated as Lysine-specific demethylase 4C. The coding region runs from base 2776 to 3099 and encodes 107 amino acids. Gene Ontology annotation, biological process: chromatin remodeling. Gene Ontology annotation, cellular component: nucleus. The transcript is spliced from 3 exons. The record is from RefSeq and is a predicted model, not a curated record. Lineage: Eukaryota; Metazoa; Platyhelminthes; Trematoda; Strigeidida; Schistosomatidae. Gene Ontology annotation, molecular function: histone H3K9 demethylase activity; histone H3K36 demethylase activity.
AGGAAACCUCUUAGGGUCCUGUUUAAUGAUAGUCAAGCUAAGAGUAUAUUUCAGGAACAACUAGGAAAACAGUUAGGCAGCCAUGUAUGUGAUGCCCACCCCGAUGCAGCAUGGAAUGAUAUCCGAAAAGCUGUGGAAACAGCAGUGAUAUCUGCUAGUAAGGUAAACCAGAAGGUUAGGGAGAAACACUGGAUCUCAGCAGCAUCUAUCGCACUGAUAGAUGCUCGGAAACUCAUUCCACCUGGCUCUGAACAUAAUUAGGAGCGGAGUCAGCUUAAGCGCAAGCUGACAAGAAGUCUACGCAAUGAUUGUGAACAGUGGUGGGUAGCGAAAGCAAGAGAGAUUGAAAAGGCAGCGGCAAUAGGUAAUAGCAGACAAUUGUUCAGACUUGUUAAGGAAACCGACUAUUAGCGAAACACUCUCAGAGAAAGAUGGACAUAUUAUUCAUUCUCAAUCCAGAAGAUUGGAUCGAUGGGCAGAACACUUUAGGGAUCAGUUCAACUGGCCUUCAGCCACACUUCGGUUUCCCACGAUCUCCAGUCAACCUGAAUGGCAAGUUAGUGUAGGUCCUCUGACUCUUUACGAAGUUGAAAAAGCCAUAGGAAAUCUGAAGCAAGGGAGAGCAGCAGGCCCUGACAGGUUUACUCCUGAGAUUUUUAAGGAUGGUGGUCCAGUAUUAGCAGUGAGAUUAACUGAGGUCUUAGGUAGGAUUUGGGAACUGGACGUAAUCCCAUCUGACUGGUCUCAAUCACUGAUUGUGCCAGUCUAUAAGAAAGGACAAAAGUCCUCUUGUGACAAUCACAGAGAAAUCAGUUUGACAAAUAUAGUAUCUAAAAUAUUAGCUUCAAUAAUACUUCGACGCCUAACUAAAGUUCGUGAAGAGCAGACUAGAGAAAAUCAGGCUGGUUUUCGACCUGGACGUGGUUGUAUAGACCAGAUAUUCACACUACGUCAGGUUCUAGAACACAGACACACAUUCAGACGCCCCACAACCGCAGUACUUCUCGACCUUAAGGCGGCAUUCGACUCUGUUGAUCGUGAGGUUCUAUGGCAGUGUUUGUCACUGAAAGGAGUACCAAAGAAGUACAUUAACCUUGUAAAGGCUCUCUACUCGAACACAACUGGUCGAGUGAGAGCUUAUGGCGAACUGUCAUCAGAAUUGAUUACCUCAAGUGGUGUUCGUCAGGGCUGUCCACUCUCUCCAUUCUUGUUCAACUUUGUCAUUGACGUACUUUUAGAGAUAACACUUUCCUCGUCUAGAUUUCCAGGGGUUGAACUUCUACCAGGAAGUUCACUCGUUGACUUAGAAUAUGCAGAUGACAUAGUUUUAUUUGGUGAAGACGCUGACAAAAUGCAGAGUCUUCUGACCACUCUAAGCAACAAUGCAAGCAUGUUCGGGAUGCGAUUCUCCCCAUUCUCGAAAUGCAAAAUGUUGCUUCAGGAUUGGGUUGCAUUGACACCCGAACAAAUGAUAGGGAGUGAAGUAAUUGAGCGUGUCGAUUGCUUCACUUAUCUUGGGAGUCUCAUCAGCCAUUGUGGUCUGGUGUGUGAUGAAAUCUCAGCACGGAUACAGAGGGCUGGACUAGCUUUUGCCAACUUGCGUCAUUUGUGGCGUAGGUGAGAUAUCCGUCUAUCAACGAAAGGACGUGUUUACUGCACAGCAGUUCGUUCCGUUCUACUUUAUGGCAGUGAAACAUGGCCGGUAAGAGUAGAGGAUAUCCGUAGGUUACUAGUAUUCGAUCAUAGGUGUCUUCGAAAUAUUGCUCGUAUGUCCUGGGACUAUCGAGUAAGUAAGGCAGUUGUUAGGAAACGGGUACUAGGUAAGGAUGGCAAAUCAAUUGAUGACGUAGUGAAAUUCAUCAGUUGAGAUGGCUGGGACACGUGUUACGUAUGUCCAACCACCGACCGCCCCGACGAGCGAUAUUUUGUGGUGUAGGAGUAAGUUGGAAGAAAGCUAGGGGAGGUCAGACCAAAACAUGGCACAAAUCUAUGAAGUCACUGACAAGUGGACUGAGCCAUGUUGGUAGGUGUAGACUACCUGGUUGGGAUCUGAGAGACGAUAGCAACCGAUGGUUAGAGACCCUGAAUGACAUGACUCAAAAUCGUUUGGAAUGGCGCAGGUGCAUCCCCUUUUUAUGUUCCCCCAAAUUCUAAUCUUCUGAAUUUAUCAUGUCCCUUUUCUUUUCCUCUUUCCAAAUUUAUUUCAUUGGAUUAUACUCCUUGAAUAACAUCUUUAAACCCUAAUCUUUCCGAUUACUGCUUAUACUCUUACUACCUCUACCACUGUGGGAUUUGAAUCGACAACUGCAUCUCUGUGCUAAUGUGGUAUGGCGGCUCGAACUGAUUUACGUACGUACGAAAUUCUACGUUCUUACUGACUGACUGAGGUAGAGAAGUCUGUAAAUUUUGCAUUGAUUAAAGCGUAUGAGCUUGAGUGAUCGAACUUGAUCUUGAAUAAAUCCAUGGUUCUGUGUUGUAAUCCCUUGAUAUAUUGUGUAUAUAUGCUGUAUGUUCCAGUAAUUCAAGCCAUCUUUUGGAUUCGGAUUAAAUCUUUAUAUAUGUAUACAACACGAUUUUUAUUGGUUUUUAAAUCAUUCUUAGUUCCUACUAAAUUUUUUAUACUGAUGAUCACAGAUUCUUGUUUUCCAAAUAAUCUAUCAUGACUUUUUGUACUAACCUAAAAGUGUUCAUUCGUAUUUAAUCUUUUGCUUCUCUUUUGAAUACAAAAAGCCAAAUUUUCACGAUCACGGUUCCGUUUCCCCAGGAGAUGAAGUAAUGGUACAAGAAACCAAUGAUCCUAUAUUUUCAUCCGCUAUUGCUAUCCGACGAGUAACUCCUCUAUACUGCCGUAUUUCGUUUCCCGAUGGAACCUUCUCAUCAGAUACACCACCAGAGUAUUUGACAAAUGUUAAUUGGUUCAAAGAUGGACCUCCAGAAAAAGGAUCACUUAUUAAAGUUUUAUGGGAUGAUGGGAUGGAAUAUGCGGGAACGUAUGAAGGUACUACUUCUGAACAGUGGGAAGAGCGUGUUAUUUUCUUAAUAAGAAAACACCUGUUCUGCUGGUCAUCUGUCUUGUUUUCUGAUAUCAGUUCAAUUUGAGGGCUCGUGUUCAGUAAUUCGGUCUCUGAAUCAUUCAUCACUUAUUUACUUUGUAUCAAUUCAUCCCUCUCAUCUAUCUGUCUGGAUUGGAUCAAUUUAUUAUAACAACACACAACUUAUCAAAUGACGGAAUUUCGGUUUAUGAUGUGUAACUGCAAUUGUUUGAUAACAAUUUUAGUGUUUUUUUUUGGAAUAUAUUUUACAACAGAAAGUUUAAUGAAUUCAUCUCCUGUGUCUAAUUUAUGGAAAUCAGAUUAGUUUUUUAUGUCGUCUAUUUCGAGUAUUUAUUCUUUUCGGUAUUAAGAUGACAAUCAGUAGUCAAGUAAGUACAUUAAAUAUAUAUUUGUUGUUGUUGUUGUUCAACUUGUAAAAAAAGGUAUCUCAUUUAUUUAUUUUUGAUUAAUUCAUAUUAUUCUCAUAGCUUUUCCCAUAGUUUCAAUUUGUUCAGUAAUUUGUUUCUACUUCACAAUAGGUUCAACUGGAAUCUGGAGAGAUUAGAGUAUUUAAUCGUGAACAGUUUUAUGUACAACCAAAAACUAAAUAUUCAGAUAGUAAGUCAAAACAAUGCAUAAGGUUUUUUCUUUUAUCCAUUCCCUUUUAUCAUAUUGUUAGAUAAAUGUAAGAAAAUUAAUUACUAGCCUUAAUAAGAUUGUUUUGGUUGCAAACUAAAUUAUAUACUAACAAGUAUGAUAUUUGAAAUUAAAAGGAAGUCACGGUGUAGUAUUUUAUUCAUCAGUCUUCUGGUUGGUUACUAACUAAUCUCCGUGACUAAACUCUGAACUAACUAAAUGUCGAUUUCACUUCAAUAAUUGAUUCUUAUUGUUGAGUGUUUUACACCUUGAAGAUGGUCAGCUGAAAUUAAUCAUUAUCUCGCUUUAUUUAAUUAAGCUAAACUUGCAUGGUAAAAUCUUUGGAGACAACUUAUGUGAUAAGUUUUUGUUGAGUCGAUGUUUCUCGUGGGUCAUCCCGAUUUGUCACUAAGUUUUCCAGCUCUCAUCUCGUCCUGAACCAUUAUAUUAUGAUAGAAAAGUUAUUUAAACUGUUACGUCCUCUACUUGAUUACGGCUAAUACGGUAUUCGGCUUCAGUACACAAACACGCAGAACCCACAAUUUCAAAGUCGAAAAAAGACACAAGAAAGCAGGAGAAGUUUUUAUUAAGUGUCGAAGAUGCACAAAAAGGUGUACUUGUAGUUUUUUGGUGUGGGCUAUAACAAUUUUGAUCCAGCCAAUUCACUACUAUAUGAAAUUGUUUAUUUAUACCAUUUUAUUUAUUUGAACACAUAAAUAUUGGUACAAAGGGGCAUCAAAUACAUAUGCACCACACAAAAUUUUUUUCGGUGGAACGUUAGCUGCCCUUGAACCUAGCUCGGUUUGAUAUUGAGUUGCAAGAGAAGCUGCAACUUAUUUACUGACUCCGAUCCGUUUAGGACUAUGAAUUUGUUGGCUACUGAGAAGUAAGGUAAGAUUAGCUUAAACAAGGGCAUGAUCAGAGUUCAGAUAGGUACUCCAAAAGGAGCGGAAGUCUUGUACACAACCACUCCAGCGGUAGCUGAUCGCGAUGUGAUCAAUCUGAGUCCAGGCUUGAGAUGCAGAGGGAGGACGCCAGGUGGCACAUCGGCGAUGACUGUGCCGAAAGUUAGUGCUAGCCAGAAACAGGUUGUGGUCUGUGCAUAGUUGCAGUAGACGGUCCCCGUUAUCUGUCCUGCGACCAACAAGUCCCCACUGGCCACCUAGACGACUCUCUGUUGUGCCUAGACGUCCGACCUGAGCAUUCAAAUCUCCGGCUAAUACUGCAAUAUCUGUCGAACGCACUUUCUGUAGAUGAACUGUUAGCUGGUGGUAAAACUCAUACUUGAUCGCAUACUGGUUGCAAUCUGUCGGAGCAUAGGUAGAGAUGACGAAAUGACAUCGUUUUUCGCACCGAUUUCAUCUUUGAUGAAACUUUCUAAUCUAACAGCACAUAAAUGACUGUUAAUGGGGAUCUAGUCGAUUAGUGCUGUUUCAUCUCGAGCUCUUAAUACGACCCUAACGCCAGCAAAACCAUACGAUGCCACAGGGCCCCCGGAUUAACUCACCUAAUACAAACUUUUCAAAGCGACAGUUGGAGAGCGAAUUUGUAGUACUUCACUAGAGUCUUGAAUAUGGGUCUCCGAAUGACAACAGACGUCUAUAUUGAGACUCUAAAGACAUAGCCAACCUCUUCUGUUGUCCAAUCUGCACAAGUGUGCGAACGUUGAAAACAGCCAGUUUGAAUGGUACACAUGGUUUCAGAAAGACUGUUUCAGUAUUCGUAUUCGGUGGUAGUAUUGAAUUUUCGACUAAUCAGUGAUUCGAAAUCGUUUAGAUAGAACAGAGUUUUCACCAUAAACGAGCUGCUGUGUAAGUUGAAAAAUAAGGAUACUUAAAGGGGGAAUACUAGAGAGUGGAUAAGUGACGUUGUAUAUAAAAAAUAUCGAAUAUGAAUUGUCGGACUUUUAAUCGAGGCGAGAAUAACAUUUUCAGUAAUUAUCGUCAUUUUGUUUGUGUUUUGGUUGUAAUACUGCCCGGGUGCCCAGAUUGAAACAGGUGAUUUUCUUUGGGGGCCACACCCGGAGCCCUUAACCUAAAGGUCUAAUCCACAAGGCAGUGGAGCAACGUCAGGAGAUGCAGUCCCCUGGUAUUUUGUGACCAGUAACUGUCCCGUACGCCAUUUGUUCCUUCAGGAUAAUGGAGCCCUUGUUCACCACUGGUUUGGAAUCAGGAUUUUCUAACUCUUUUAGGUGGACCCUCUGUAUCCACCAACCCAGUUAAAACGCUGGACAUUCACUUUUCGCCCUCCCAGUUUCGUAAACAACACCUCCACUGCGAAAAGACAGUAAGUAGGACCUCCCUGGCAAUGGUUGUAUGCUCGUGGUCAUGUCAGAGCGUUUCAAGAGAGGGAGAGCUGAUUCUCCCCACCCUCGGUCGUCCCGGGGCAUACCACCUCGAUAUUCCAGAAAUUUCUUUCGGAUUCUUGUUGGAUGGAAUUCCUUUGGGAUUUUUAGAGCCUCUGGGGCUUUGUUGCGCUUUGUGAGAGCCGUCCGAACGCCUCGAAGUCAGAGUUUCCUUUGGGGUCUGCUGGUACCUUGAUAACUGGCUUGUGGCUGCAUUCCAUCUUUUUUAGUGCCUUUAUUAUCCCCUUCUUCAUUCUUUUGUUUUUUAUAGUGUCCUUUGACGUUUCCGCCAUUAAAGUGUCAUUUAUUAUCUCCAGUGGUAGAUUCACCUGCAUGUCUUCCGUGUUCCUUGUCCUCUUAUUUUUAUGGAUUUAGUUUGUAUGUCUGGUCAGAGUUCUAAGCGCCCCGCACAUUUUGUACAAAAUAUUUCCCAUUCUUUCUUCAAUAAUUCCAUUUCUCCAUCGAUUUUGGACCUGGUAUGGCUUGACCUACGUCAAGACUACGAGUAUAACUACUUUCUCUUUUUAUGCGGUACCUUGGUGUUGAAAAUCAUCCCGAUAUUACCACUCGUGUCGAAGAUCCUAGCAACGAUUAAUUCAUUGGGCGCAACUAUAUUCUACUAAUCUCUCCAACCCUUUUGGUUGAAGCUGCUAGUAGAUCUUCCGUUUCUACAGGUGUUUUGGUAUCUGGAGUAAACAUUGACUAAUUUUCCACCUAGCUGUUUAUAAAAUAUACUCUUGACAUUUACGUCGUUAAGUUAAACUCUAGUCUUAUUGCUCUGACUCUUCUGCGUUCAGUACGAUGCAUACAAAUGCGUGCUCAUACUAGAACAUGGUCAGAGUCUAGACAUAUGUUCUAGAAUGGAUGACAGUCAUCCACUAAGCAUCUCUAACGACGGCUUUGGGCAACAUGAUGCGGUGUGGACAGACGUAUGUGAUUUAAAUUAAGAGAAGAGGGAUAGCAACAGGAUUGGGAGAUUUCAUAUUUUACGAAGGCAGUUUGGUUUUUCACAAAACAGUAAACCGGUUUUCCCCACCAAGUCUUUGUUCAUUACAAUAAUUUUUUGCAUCCGUCUGUGGGUCGAUUGUGGAGUUGCCAUGUCAGACGAUUCGAUUUCUUAGUUGCAGGUUGAUGCUUGCUAGAAAAGCGUGUUUAACUGAACAUAGUUGAAGGAUUCAGUACUCACUAUAUUUAUACUGAGUUGCAAUACAUUAAUACUAAAAUGACUUUCGGUUAAGUAUAGACUGCUUGCUUGGUUGGGCAUUAAAAUCACCUGUCAUCGUUUUUUGUUUGGGGUUUCAACCUUCUGAAAGAGAACGGCAUCCGUCCCUAUUCCGAAUUUCUACCUUCCCAUUUAGUUGCACGGCGUGUAAGAGACUGACUCUCGGACUGUAGUCCCUGAGAGCCUGUUCUGCUUUGAAAACUAACUUUACACUUACGUUAGUGAGGUCAUGAUAAGCAUUAGUCAGGUCCCCAGAUACACAAAGGGUAAAUCUCACAAACUUUUCAAAUUGACUUGGUGGAGCACUGAUGGGACGUCGUGAUAAGGUCGUAGGGAAAUGACGUCAUAGGGACAGGAGAAUUACUAUGAGGUGGCGAAGGGAUUCGAUCUUGUUCAAGGUAGUUUUGAAUGUCGUUAGGGGUUUGAUGACAGUUGUUUCUUUCGCGGUUGCCCACACUGUAGAAUAUUAUUUUUCAAGGGACCCAACUGAUUAAUUUUCUAACCGUACUUGAAUUUUCAGUAUGCAUAUAGGGAUUAGCUUUAGUGGUAAUAAGUUUGGAAAGAUCAACAUAUCAAUAAGUUUUUACAGAAAGCUAUUUACUUUAACUCAGUCUGUUUACAAGUCCUUUACAAUAUUUUUAUUUUUCGUAGAUUUGGCUUUUGAUGGUUCGUCUACUGAUUAUCCAUGGGCAAUAACAGAUCUUGAAGAUUCAGUCGCUCCCCCGAAUUCAUAACAUGACUUUUACAGUACAUAUAUAUUAACCAUGUUUUGCAUUUUACUGAUUGUACAUAGUGUUUUUAAUAGGAUUUAUUUUUUUAUAGUUGGCGAACUUUUAUAUCAACAUAAAUUCUUAUAUUUCUUGACUAAUUAAUUUUGACUCCGGUUACUUGGUGGCGACAUUUGAACCUAAAAAUGAUGAAUAUAUUUCACACUACUAACUCGUGCGUCUAUUUGCUCAUUAUUCAUAAAUCACUUAACAUUUUCAACAGUGCGAACUGAAUACCUAGCUAAUGAUGUAAAAGCCUUGUGGAACGUAUUUGUUGUUUGUGUGCAUAAUAUUGGCCAGUUUAACUGCCGACUGGUACCGAUCAACACAUAGUAGCUGCACGAUCCUUGAAGCUAAACAUGAAGAUUAGCCUUUGGACAACUGUGAAAAGUCAAUAUAUAACCACAAAGACACUUAAUCGAAAUAUCGUUGCUCGGCCAUGUGGGCUUGAUCAUUCUGCGUGACCUCAACCUUUUUGAAUCAAAUAUAUUAUUCUACUCCCCAAACUAUAUGUGUUCUAAAAAGGUUCAUAAACAGCAUAUUACUAACUAACGGCAGAACAAAUAAGUAUAGAG